Molecule: messenger RNA, 648 nt
Organism: Paramecium primaurelia
Lineage: Eukaryota; Ciliophora; Oligohymenophorea; Peniculida; Parameciidae
Source: the annotation of a GenBank genome assembly
AUGAUAAUUUUGAAUUCACCAUAAAAUCCUAUUGGAAAUUAAUUAAUAAAUAUAAUAUUUUUUAGAGUAUAUUCAUUGAAGAAUUAGAGAGAUUGGCAGAAACAUUAAAAAAAUAUCCUUAAGUUAUAGUAUAUGAAGAUGAUGCUGUAUAUCAUCAUGAUGUUUUUGGUGAUUAUUUGUAUUUUCAUAUCCCAGAUGUAUAACUCAUUGAAAAUAAAAAUCAAAGAAUGUAUGUGUAAAAAGUGUAGGUAAAAUGUUUUCAGCUACAAGAGUUAAGAGUUGGAUUUGCAAUAGAAAAUGAAAAAUAUAUAAAAAGAUCAAAUUUGCUUAAACUUAUCUUAAUAUUUCUUUGAAUCCUAUCUUUUUUACUGCCACAGCUAAUAAACUAUUGAUGUGAAGUAAUAAAUAGAAAUAAUAGAUUUAUUUGAAGAAUAAUCAACUAUGUUAUUGUAGGGUUUAGUUGAAAGUAAAUUAAAUUUACAUUUUUGGGUUCCUUAAUAAGGAUACUUUUUAGUUACAGAUAUUUAUGAUAUAGAAAUACCAAAGAAAUAUUUUAAAGAUGAUGAAGAUGGUCAUUAACUAACUAGAGAUUUUGCAUUUACAUAUAUUUAAUUAUUUAUUAUUAUUAUUAUUUUAAAAUUCUAUUGA